Molecule: messenger RNA, 2249 nt
Organism: Chelonus insularis
Lineage: Eukaryota; Metazoa; Arthropoda; Insecta; Hymenoptera; Braconidae
Product: NHL repeat-containing protein 2
Exons: 9
Coding region: 34-2124 (696 amino acids)
Molecular function (GO): protein binding
Source: RefSeq, a predicted model, not a curated record
UGUAAAUUGGUUUAUUUUCAUUUCUUUUCAAUAAUGUGUGGACAAGAGAAUAAAAAAAUGAGUGUUCAGGAUAAAGUGGAAAUAUUAACGCAAGAGUGUCUUCAACUACGUCGAGAGCUUGAUGCAACACGUGAUUCUAAAGAGAAGGAAAAAUUAGUUUUAAAACAUAUUAAGGAAUGGGCCAACGCUGAGAAUUGUGUCAACGACUUCCAAAAAGGCUUAGAAUGGUUCAACGUCUCUGAAGAACUGUCAAUCACUCAACAUCUUACCGGCAAAGUUGUUGCUCUUGAUUUCUUCACUUACUGUUGCAUCAAUUGUAUGCAUAUUCUUCCUGAUCUUGAUGCACUGGAGAAAAAGUUUUCUGUACAAGAUGGACUUGUUGUUAUUGGAGUCCAUUCUGCAAAAUUUUCUAAUGAAAAAGACUCGCAAAACAUUUUAUCCGCUGUUCAACGAUACAACAUUUCACACCCCGUUGUUAAUGAUGCUAAAUUGUCCAUGUGGAGAGAUAUUGGGAUAAGUUGUUGGCCUAGUCUCGUAAUUUUAGGGCCAAAAGCUCAACCGCUUGUUGUCCUCGUUGGUGAAGGUCAUCGCGAAGAGCUUUUUUUAUACACUAAAGUUGCACUGUCCUACUUCAAAUCACUCGACCAAAUAUCAAAGCAUGACCUUCCAUUAAAACCAGCUCAACACUUACUACCCAUAUCAAGAGAUGUUCUUCUGUUCCCUGGAAAAGUUACAACUUUUGGAGAAUCCUAUGGUGAAAGAAUUGUCGUUUCAGAUACAGGCAACAAUAGAAUUUUGGUCAUGAAAUAUGAUGGAAGUGUUGAGGAUGUUAUAGGUGGAUAUUCACCAGGAUUUAAAGAUGGUAACUAUAAUGAAGCAAGAUUCAACGCUCCUCAAGGUGUAUGUGUUCUAGAAGACUCUAUUUAUGUCGCUGAUACUGAGAAUCAUGCCAUAAGACAAAUUAACAUGAAGAACAAAACUGUAAAUACCAUAGCAGGAAAUGGAAAACAAGGGCACGAUUAUGUAGGUGGGAAAGUUGGCAAAGAACAAAUUCUUUCGUCACCUUGGGACGUUGCUAUUUAUAACCACGAGCAGAAGGGAUCAACCGUUCCAGUUCUCUUAAUAGCUAUAGCUGGUAUACAUCAAAUAUGGGCAUUAUUUCUUAAAGACACCAUUUGGUGGAAAAAUAAGGAGUAUAAAGCCAAUACAUGUGCAGCAAUUGUGGGUAGUGGCAAAGAAGAAAACAGGAAUAAUUCUUACCCUCAUGCUGCUGGUCUUGCACAACCAUCCGGUCUUGCGGUUGCGCAAAAUCAUAAAGCCAUAUUUUUUGCUGACAGCGAGAGCAGCUCAAUCAGACGAGUCCAUCUAAAUGAUGGUAAAGUUUCCGCAGUAGCUGGCGCUGAUAAAAAUCCAAUGAAUUUGCACAAUUUUGGAGAUGUUGAUGGAAUCCAGUUUUCAGCUAAACUUCAACAUCCCCUAGGAGUCGCUUGGGAUGAUGCAGAAAAUGUUUUAUACGUUGCUGAUACUUAUAAUCAUAAAAUAAAACGUUUAGAUCCAUCCGGAAACUGUGAGACUUUAUACGGUGCUGGAAAACCAACUAAAGAUCACCAGUUCAAUGAACCAAGUGGCCUAGCUGUCUCACAACGACAAAAUGUCAUUAUCAUUGCCGAUACCAACAAUCAUUGCAUCAAAGUUAUCAAGAAGAGUAAUCAUUCGAUAACAACGAUACCUGUGAAGCUGCCAAAAGAUAUUGGACGACCUGCAGAAAAAGUACUCAAAUUCUCUACAGAAAUAAGUACACAACAAAGUGAAUUAACAAUUUCUUUCACUCCUAAAUUUAAUGCUGACCUAAAAUUUACACCAGAAGCUCCUCAAAAAUGGUCUCUUGAUAAAUUACCAAUGUCUUGGAUGGCUGAAGCCAAGUCAGGAUCCAUAGAAACACCAAUUAUCAUAAAACUUCCUCAAGGAACGGAAACAACUGAUAAAAUUAGUGCAAUUUUAAAUUUAAUUGUGUGCAAAACUAAUGAAUGUAUACCAAAAAAACUUCAAGUUAUUUUCAACGUUAAGCGAAAAGCUGAUGCUCCAACUGAAGUAAAAGAAUGUGAAGAAAUAGAAAUAAAAUAAUUUUUUGAUAACAACAAUUUUUUGUAACACGUACUUAGAGAAUAAAAACAGAUAGUUUAUUAAUCCUGUUUAUAAGAAAAAAUUUUAAUUUUAUACUAUCGCAAUAAACUAUUAUUUACUAACUA